Molecule: messenger RNA, 1680 nt
Organism: Pipistrellus nathusii (Nathusius's pipistrelle)
Lineage: Eukaryota; Metazoa; Chordata; Mammalia; Chiroptera; Vespertilionidae
Source: the annotation of a GenBank genome assembly
AUGGAGCAGCGCCGCCUCACCGACUUCUACGCGCGCCGCCGCCUUGGUCUCCGCGCCCCGUCUUUGCGGGUCAAGCCGACCUGGCGCACCCCCAGCCCCGCCAAGUCCGCCCUUCGCGCCCAGGUUCCCACCUCGAGCGGCAGCCGCAAGCGCGCCCGCCCGCCCGCCGAGCCUGCGAGCGACGAGCCCACGCGCGCCCGCCCCGCGCCGUCUGCGCGCAGGAGGCUGAGGCUGCCCGACAAUGUGGACGCUGGCCCUGGCUCCCCAGCUGCCCCUGACUCAACAGCUGCCCUUGACACCCCAGAGUACUCCCCUCCGAUCAAGAAGACAAAGAAGGCUGCCGUCUCAGCAGGUCAGCUGCCCAAACUGGCACCCCACAAGGGCAAGGUUUCCUCGAAAGUCACCUUCUCUGAACUCCAGUCAUGCCUGCAGCGGGCCCGGGAGCUGGGGGCUCGGGCCCAGGAACGGAAGGCAAGUGCCCAGGGGAAUGAUGCUGGGCAACCCAGUGCGCUGGAGGCCAAGGAGCACCCAGCAGGGCCAAGUGAAGAGAAGGCACCUGCCUAUCAACGCUUCCAUGCCCUGGCCCAGCCAGGGCCUCCUGGCCUCGUGCUGCCUUACAAGUACCAGGUGUUGGCUGAGAUGUUCCGCAGCAUGGACACCAUUGUCAGCAUGCUCUACAACCGCUCGGAGACCGUGACCUUUGCCAAGGUCAAGCAGGGUGUCCAGGACAUGAUGCGGAAGCGCUUCGAAGAGCGCAAUGUGGGCCAGAUCAAAACUGUGUAUCCUGCCUCCUACCGCUUCCGCCAGGAGCGCAACGUCCCCACCUUCAAGGACAAUGUCAAGAGGUCUGAUUACCAGCUCACCAUCGAGCCGCUGUUGGAUCAGGAGGUUGGCAACAUGGCCCCCCAGCUCACAGCCUCACGCCUCCUGCAGCGGCGACAGGUCUUCGGCCAGAACCUGGUGGAGCGUGUCCGGGAGCACCACAGGGUCUUCCUGGCCUCCCUGAAUCCCCCCAUGGUGGUGCCUGAGGACCGGCUGACACGCUGGCACCCUCGAUUCAACGUGGAUGAAGUGCCUGACAUUGAGCCUGCUGAGCUGCCCCAGCCACCGACCACAGAGACGCUGGCCACUGCUCAGGAGGUGCUGGCUCGAGCCCGAAGUCUGAUGUCACCCAGGAUGGAGAAGGCCCUGAAUGACUUAGCCCUGCGCACAGCUGUGCCCAGCAGCCCUGUGUCCAGCCCGGUACUGCCGGCCACUCCUCCGGACACUCCACCUGCUCUCCUGAAGGGGGUGUCCCAGGACCUGCUGGAGCGGAUCCGGGCCAAGGAGGUGCAGAAGCAGCUGGCACAGAUGACGCGGUGCCCGGAGCAGGAGCAGAGGCUGCAGCGGCUUGAGCGGCUGCCUGAGUUGGCCCGGGUAUUGCGUAGCGUCUUUGUGUCAGAGCGCAAGCCCGCGCUCACCAUGGAGGUGGCCUGCGCCAGGAUGGUCGGCAGCUACCGCGUGGCCAUGAGCCCAGGGGAGAUGGAGAAGCACGUGCAGCUCCUCUCUGAGCUGCUGCCUGGCUGGCUUAGCCUCCACCGCAUCCGAACCGACACCUAUGUCAAGCUGGACAAGGCUGCUGACUUGGCGGGUGUCACCGCACAGCUGGCUCGCCUUGCUCAUGCUGAGGAGAUGCUGUGA